AUGUAUGGUAUAGCCUCAGCUGAGCCUUUCAAGAUGAGAAUACCAUCUCCCGACCCCGAGCUCUCCGGCGCGGCUCUAUCAAAAGAGGUUCCGGAUGAUCCUAGUCGUACAGGUACUAUCUACGCAGAUCAGUUCCUAGCCCAUAAAUGCCCCCCGAACUUCGAUGACCUUCAGCGACGACAGUUUUUCUGUGUCCUUGAUUUGCGAAGACUGAAAUACGCUGCUGAUGAGAUCUUUGCGAAGAAGGAUUGGAAGCUGAACAUAAUGAACUUCGCGAAGGAAUAUGAGAAGAGCAGGGGAUUAAUCAUGCUACGAUACGGGCUGUAUGAAUUCAAGAACGUGAAGCCAUCGGAAGAGGUGCUCAAGAGGUGGAGAGCAGCCCACAACUUACCGGAGCCGGAGCCGCAAGCGGAGAAAGCGGUACCGGCAACUCCGGUCCAGAGUAAUCGUCGUCCUGGGGCUUUGGGCGCCGUGUCGACGAAGCGCAAGGCCGAGGAUGAUUUGGCGCCAAAGGAUAACGCCCUAAUGGCAUCUACUGCCAACCAGAAUAAGCGUCGCAAUGUUGCUCAAGAACAGACCGAAGCCGCUCUUACGGGACCUGCUCCCUUCAAGAAGAGUAAGCGUAAGGCUGACGAAACUGAUGAACCAGAUGAGAACCAACCCAAUAAAGUACAAAAGGCCACCCCAACCGCCGCCAAAUCCAAGUUUGAGAGUAUCCUCAACAGGGCGCAGAGUGGCAGUACUUCACCCGUCAAGAGGGCCCCCCUAGCCCCCUUUGGAUCUCAGAAGCCGAGCGAAUCCCAGAACAUCAACCUGAACGGCAAAUCAAAUCCGUUCGCAGCAUCUACCAAUAUAUUCAAACCCGCGACAGUUGAGACUGUUGAAGAGAGUAGCACCACUGGGUCAGUGCUUACCGGACACAAGGUUGGUUCAGUACCAGCCAAAGGCACUAGUAACAUAUUCAGCUAUUUGUCUGAAAGCUCUGCGAAUAAUAGCAGCAAUGAGAAUGGCAAUGUCGAUGGCGGCGACACUGAAACCGAGUCGGAAGGGGAAGAAGAAGCAGCGGAUAGCCAAGAGGCGUCACAGAGUGCCCAGCCCAGUGUUGCUAGUAGUGCCGGCACAAACACCCCUUCUACCCAGAGCGGAUCAGCUCUAUUUUCCACCAGUAACACUACUGCCGCUUCCAAUAUCUUUGGUAGCCUGACCAAGUCCAGCGAUCUCACUUCUAAAGGAGGUCUCUUCGGGCGAGUUCAAAUGGGGUCUAAUGGACAACCGCUUCGAGGUACAGUUAAUGAAGAAGAGGAAAGCGCUAACCAGGGAGCCUCUCUCUUUGGAGGAUCCUCUAAUGGGGGCAACGGGGGCAACGGGGCCCCCAGCUUCAGCUUCACUCAAGCAACGCCAAACCAGAACAUCUCGAAUCCAUUUGCUCCCAAACCGACAUCGUCCUUUUCAGGUACAGGGAGCUUCUUGCAGGCUGGCGGUGACUUUACAGGUACCAGCUCAGACUCACCAUUCCCUGCGCCCUCUAGCAUAGGUACAACUCCAGUGAACGGCACACCAGAGCCACAGACUCAGCACGAUGACGAAGAAACUCCACAAGAGCAGAUAUCACUCAUCAAUGGCGGGCCAGGUGAGGAGGACGAGAUGAUCUUGCACGAAGUGCGCGCCAAGGCUAUCAAGUUCGUGCCGAUAGUUAAAGGCAGCGACGAUGAAGAGGAGAGGAAGUCACCAUGGUCAACUCAGGGAGUGGGACCGCUACGCAUUCUUAAGAACAAGACAAGCGGGACCGUCCGUGUGUUACUACGUGCCGAGCCGAGAGGCCACAUCGCGAUGAAUAAAGCCAUCCUCUCAGACGUCGAAUAUAAAGCCAAGGAGAAGACGGUCAACUUUGUAGCAGCAAACGACGAGGGAUCUGGUCUCGAAACGUGGGUUCUGCAGGUCAAAAAGCCAGAGUCUGCGCAGCAGCUGGCUGGUAUAUUGGAAGCAAACAAGAGCGCGAACAAGAAGUAG
This is a messenger RNA of Daldinia loculata, 2010 nucleotides long. RefSeq lists its product as uncharacterized. Bases 1 to 2010 code for a protein of 669 amino acids. Gene Ontology annotation, biological process: intracellular transport. The record is from RefSeq and is a predicted model, not a curated record. NCBI's taxonomy places the organism in Eukaryota, Fungi, Ascomycota, Sordariomycetes, Xylariales, Hypoxylaceae. The transcript is spliced from 3 exons.